CGUAAGGGACAAUAUCAACUUCAGAAAAUAUGGAAGCUGUGGAAACGAUAAACGAAGAUUCAGACGCAAGUCUGAAUUCAAUCACGAUGCGCAAAACCCCACAAUCCCCUCCCGAUUCAGGCAUAUGCACCCCCAUCAAUAUGGUUGAGAAUAUGAAUAUAGACCUCAAUAUACUAUCGACUGUGAAUAGCAUUGGGAUGCUCAGCAGCAAUGAUAUGUAUAUGCAGAACUCCCUGGCCUUAGAUGCAGAUCACAUCCAAAUGAGUGACAUGCUGAAGGUUGGCGAUGAUGUUUUCGCGCAGUACGGCAAGUUCGACUACGAUCUCUUCAACCAAUCAAAUGCGCUGUUUGACGGGCCCGCCUCAUGGGAAUUGCCCGCCCAUAUUCCCGAUUUGGACUCCCUCCUCGCGAUGGAGCCGACAUUGAAUGCCUUGCCCUUUAUGGACAUAUCUGGUACAUCGUUAGCUUCCCCCACACUUGCGCUCUCCCCCACACCGGCCCUGAGUUUGGGUAUGAGCCCGACUGCGGACUUCUUCGGGCAUGUGUGGCCCACAGCGUUCACGCCAGAUAUGCCUGGGAGUGCCACAGCUAAUACCGGGAUAUUACCGGGACUGGGACUGGGACUGGGUGCCAUAGGCACGAUGGGGUCUUUAUCGGAUACUGAGAGUGUGGGUCUUACCCUGUCGCUGGCUGAUUUUCCUUUAUUGCCCACUACUGUCGAGGCGGCAACAGGCUUAGCCAGCAAUCCAGUUAGUGACGUGCCUUUGACGCUAAACAACGAGGUUAUGCAAUUGACGCCAUUAGAAGCGAAAGACGAGACCAAUGUGGCUGAUGAAUGUAUGGCAGACGUCGCCAUACAACGAACGUUCGACGCUGUUACAAACGAGUCUAAACAGUUGACUAAGAUAUCUUCAAUGGCAAAUAUGUUCCCUGAGACGGCGGAGGCACCCUCGACAGUAAAUGCUACAACUAAAAACGAUACUGCUACAACGACGGUACAGUCGGCUGCCAACGACGCAGCAGGCACUGAACCUGCACCACUACAACAACUCAACACGGCCGAGUUGAUUGAACAGGGCAUGUCCAAGGACUUAAAGGACCCAGCAAGUAAAGGCGGCGAGGGUGCCUCAAAUCUUACACUUAGCAAGUCCUCUAAGCCCGACACUCCCACGGUGCCCGAUAAAAAGCGGAUCUCCCUCGCGAACUACACUCGGCGCAAAAUAACCACGGUCACACCAACGCCUCCGUGUCCCAAUCGUUCGACAACGGCAUCGACUAAGGCCCCGCAAGUGUCUAGCGACGCCACGCAGUUGACUGGAGAUGCGCCUGUGGGUGGCAGUGCAACGGAACAGAAACCCGUGGUCACGUGUACGGUGUCCUCUCGGAUAGAUACCGCUACCACAGAUGCGAAGGAGAGUUCGGGCGUUGCGUUGACAAGUGCUGUAUCUGACAAGAGUACGGAGGCUGAAAGCAAGCGAUUGGUUCAAAAAGCUGAGCAGCCGCUUAGCAACCCACAAUCAAAAAGCAGCCCCAAGGAAGACGUCAGAACAGCUGGAACUCUGUUAAGUGAUGAUACUAGAGCCAUAGAUACCGGCAAGCAUACUACGAGUGGUCGAGGUGUGCCCACGCAUACAAGUGACACCGCUAAGAGUGUCGUCAAAAUUAGUAAAGAUGCGAAACCCGCACGCACACACCCCACUACACUAGCGUCACAGACACCUUUACAGGUACUGCCGACCGCCGCAGGGCAGACUAAGCCCACGUCAAUUGGAGCACUAGGCGAAGAUGCAACCAAGCGUGUCAAACCGCUUACUAAAGGUGCAGUGAAAACGAAGUUUUCGUCACGUGUGGCGAGUGUUUUCGCUGAUUCGGAGGCUGAUGCUGAUACACAGGCGUCUGAUUCAGCUGUGGGCAACCUUGGUUCACUGUUGCAGAGGAAUUCAGGCGCAAAGGGCAUCAAAAUCGGGGCCAUUACCGGGACGGGCACAGCGAUCUGCAAGCGUAAAGCAAUGCUUCCGAAAACACUGACGACUCUUACUCUAACAAACACAAAAAUAUCGCAGAAGCGCACGAUUUCGGAUGCGAGUUUGUGCAGCCUUAGUAGCGCCACGACGGUCCAGAGUGACCCGGAUGAGGACAGCCCGAAAAGGGUCCGCACGCACACCAGUGAGAGUGUGACUACGAGUGCGAGUAUCAGCUCAGCCAGCGGUACAGAGCGAUCCUACAGUGAGAGCGGCUCAGACACUGAACGAAGCCCCCCAUCGCGUGCCUCUUCUCCAUAUGCGAAGAGAGUGAACUCGCGCGCUGCUACGGCUUCUCCGGCGGCCGUGUCGUGUACUGAUGCUACGCCAACAUCGCCCAAGCGCGUGGGACGAGAUACGUCCGUGUCGAGUGAUCAUAUCGCGUGGUUCAACAGUGUGGUGAGAACGCGACAUUCGUCACCCCCACCUGCCCGCACCAACCGAUUCGACCGCUUCAGUAACCAUGGCAACCGGCCAUCUCCACUACCACCACCACACUAUGCCCCGCACCAACAGGCACCCCAACCCUUCCGCCGUGAGCCCGGACAUGACGAGAAGUUCGCGAUAGGUGGACCAAGAGAAGAGGGCCGAUUCAGCCCCGCUGAUGCCCGAGGGCAGGCGUUCGGGCCCAUGUAUGGCUCAACACACCCACACGAGCGUAAGAACGGAAAGAACGGGGAGCGUGCAGGUAUGGGCAUGGACGGGCCGUACAGAGACGAGCGAGACGGAGACCGCGAACGCAUGGGCGCCGCGUUCAUGCACCCGUCGCACAGGUGGCAGAACGAUACGCAGCUGCAGCACCAGGACUCGAUGUACCACAGACAACAGUUACAGCACCAGCAGGCGUGCCGACCCCACCCCAACAUGCCGCAUGUCGGCGGUCCCCUUAUGGGACCCUAUCCCGAGCAAGGGCGGGGUAUGAGCCUAGAGCACCCUCGCGGCCGCCCACACUCGCACGCACAUGCACAUACGCCCGACGGUGUGCUUAAGAGAGAGCCAGAGCCCUUCUUCCACGAGCGAGUGGAUGACUUCAGACGGCACGACGAUGUGGGCCGUCGUGGACAGGUACACCAGAUAGAGUCGCCCCCACACUUUGACCGGGAGCGAGAUGAGUACGCACGCCGAUCACGUGACAGAGGUCGGUCUGAGCACAGGAGCGACCGCAGAGAAUACAGCCGGGAGCGUAGUAGCAGCAGGCGCCACCGCCAAUCACACUCUUCCGGCGGUAAAGGCGGCAUUGAUAGUGAAGAAGAACACCGUCUGCGCACCGUGUUUGUUGGAGAUGUAUCACCCGAUCUUCGGGAAAGCGAUAUCCGCCGGAUGUUUGGGGCUCAUGGCCCAGUAGAAAACAUGCGUCUAUUUUUAGAACGCCAUUACUUCUUUGUGACGUACAAGAGUCAGCAUGGAGCGGAUGUGGCUAUUGAUGAGAUGAAUGGCUUUCUGUUGAAAGACGGCAACCGCUUGCGUGUGUCACGAGGGGGCAGGAGAGCUUUCCUCAAGCAGGCCUGGCAGGAUUCAGAUCGAACGUAUGAUGAGGGUGAGGAUGGUGAAGGGGAUUCCUUCGAUGAUGAGCUUCGCCGGCUGUUGCGUUGAGCCCACAACAACUAGAGAGCGUUGUCAUCUCUUCUUGCGCAUGUGUGCAGUUCUGUGUAUUUGUGCUGGUGGGCUUGUAUGUCCUCUCGUACGCACACGUUCCAGCGCUUUUUGACCACCAAAGUGCUGUCACGUGCUCUAGAGGAUCAGGGCGGGUAGUUUGAAGUCUGUGGCAUGUCCCGAUACCUCUGCAGCAGGAAGUAUGUGGUACGGUGUUCUCGUGAUAGGCAAGUACAUGACUUCUGUGGGUAGCGCCAUGCAGAAGGUGCGAGAGACCACUCGCUUAGGCAGUACAGCAUCGGGUGAACUAGGUGAACGUGGCCUGGUUGUGUAAACGGUAUGCGUGGAGGGCGAGGGUACCAUAGAGCGAUCAAGACCCCAUCGCUGAUUUGUAGAUAGACCUGAGAAGACUAAACCGAACGGUCGUAGUGAUUUUAUAAAGACAAGGCGGUGGUCUUCAAAUUUGGCACCGGACACAGAAAAUUAAUUGGAAACGAACGACGAUGGGUGUGGUGGGCAACGGUUGUUAGGACUAAGAAAGUACAGGGGCAGGUGGUAGUGUGUAUAAGAUAGGUAGAUGUGCACUAUCCGAUUGGAAUUUAGGAAAUGGUUGCGAUUGAAAAUUAGGAUAUGGUUUGUGUUUGUUUGUAUGAGACUCGGGUCAUUUGGGAAAGGAUCUCCACUACAGUGACCGGUCGAUUUUAUAUAUAUUAUAUAUUAAAUAAAUU
Sphaeroforma arctica JP610 is the source of this 4342-nucleotide messenger RNA. RefSeq lists its product as hypothetical. NCBI's taxonomy places the organism in Eukaryota, Ichthyosporea, Ichthyophonida. The record is from RefSeq and is a predicted model, not a curated record. Gene Ontology annotation, molecular function: RNA binding. The transcript is spliced from 6 exons. Bases 30 to 3614 code for a protein of 1194 amino acids.